UUCCAAAAUACCACGCUGGUGUCCUAUUUGUGGCCUAAAUAUAAAUAUAAAAAUGAUGAAAAUGGCAAUGGCGAGCUCCUGCUGGGGUACGUUGCUUCUGGUUCUGUCGACAUCCAGUUCUUGCAGUUCUUUCAUCUUAUUUUUUUCAAGAUUUGCAGACGCAGUAAUCAAGCCAGGUGACACCAAUGCUCGCUGGUAUGCCGAUUUCUCGCUGCAACUGAACCUAACUGAAGUGACAAAUUUGCUGGAAUCUGAGGACGCUGCAGCACUACAAGAACCUUCUGUCGUGGAUCUAGGAUCGUCUUCAGCAGUUCGGUCAUUAAUUUCUCGAGAAAUCGCACCGCUCGCAAUUACUAAAAAGGUUAAGGCUACCUGUAAAAAUUCAUCUCUAUGCAUAGGAGUCGAUCCACCUUCACGAGCUGGUGUACGCGAUUGAUAUUCGCCUUGAUGCAUAUUCGAUACGGAUAAUUUGAAUGGGUUGGUCGUCUAAGAAGAGCUUGUUGCAAGUGCAUGCUGCCGUGUUUCAGGAGGAUGUGCGGGAGUAUUGGACGGGCCAGGGAUCAGGUGUGGGCUGUCUUCCUUUGGCACUCUUUCUCUCCUCCUCUCCCUUGGCGCUGCAGCAGCAACUGCUACAAGAGUGCCCCAUGCUGAUGGCCGCAGCGUAUUUGCUCAGUGCUGAAGUUCUCGCGUACACCCACGACGACCUUGGCAUAGCCGCGCACAAGUACGAGGUCGCGCGUUACCUGGGAGGAGAAAAUCCGGACCACACAGCGGCCUGGGCCUUCCCCUUUGGUUUGCGGCGCUUUGAGGCGGCCGCAAGGUUGAAGCGCAAGUCUGCAAAAGUGGAUGUCGUAAUUUCGCAUUGCCGAGAAGAUCUCCUAGAAUGGUUGCCGACACAGUUCGCGCCGCUCUUCGACCCGUCCUCCGAUCUGCCACCACAAUAUGUGACGCGAUUCCGAAUAUUUGUCUACCACAAGUGUGGGCCGCUGCCAGUCGAACAAGAGACUGCGCUUUUCAACAAAAUGGGACUCAAAGUUGACUCGGCUAGCGAAGUGAGAAAGAUGCGGGACAGCGACGCAGCAAAGCUCGAAGCGAUUCAGAAGGAGUAUCAGAAAGAGUCUUCUUCUCCCUCGAAAACGGCAGAACACCGAGAUGAUCCUAAAAGAUCUAAAACAAAACAUCAACCUGGUCCUCCAACACAUUUGCCUCCGCGGGUCGUGAAACUUUCUGCCGCUGGCGCACAUCUUGAAGUGGAAUUUUUCUUUCAGGAGUUGCGGAAUUAUGCCAUGGAGAGCCUCGGAUAUGCGACGCACUUAGCCGUAUACGAUGAUCACAGUUCUGACGUGCUUUUUUUCCUGCAGGGCGAACCGAUGCACCAUCAGGUUCCGCAGUUGCUGCAAGCUGCGGUAUCCAUGGUUCAAGCUGGCACGUUUUUGUCCUCUGGAAUUGGGUUCCUGCAUCUGAAUCAGAGACGCUUUCUUGGAAGUUCUCAUGAAUGCGUAUACGAACUCCUAGAGAAGAUGGGUUUUGGCGAGGUGCAAACCUUUGCAGGCUACUGCUGUUCGCAGUUUGUUGUCGCACGAGAGAACGUACUGGCACCCGAAGACAGUAGAAAGGAAGUAGAUGAAGAUGACAACCAUGAUUCAGUCAACAACAGCAACAACAACAUGAUAGGUACUUCUAGUACAACUAGUGCUUCGAAGAAGGACCAGAAGAGUGCCUACUCUUCCGUACUAGGUGACAUCGUGCGGAAUGUUGCAUCGGCUGAAGCGCAGGAAACGCGAGUCGAUGUCUACGCCUUACAGAGGUUGGAGGAAGCAGCGACGCAUGGUGGACCGCAGGACAAGGUGAUCACGAGUCUUCAGAAUGCAACAAGAAGUACUAGCACACAGCAAAACGCGUAUGGCUAUAGACAGGCAAGAAAACUUCUGAACCAAGAGAUCCGCAUAAAAUGCAGCCAAGAUACUGCGCACGACGCCCGACCCGGAAUUCAUACUUCGGCACUGUACUUAUGGAUGAUGGGAGGUAGUGCUUGUUGUUGUUCAUCAUGUCGUUAAGUGGGGUAGAAAUACAAAUAUUCCAGGUUAUGGGAUCAUCCUCUUAAGUGAACCCUCUAAGAAGGAAAAUCUAACAGGGAGAAAUGCAUCAAAUCAACUAACCCAACGACCAUAGUUGAUGAUGAGGCACUAUAUCACACUACCCAACGACCAUAGUUGAUGAUGAGGCACUACCUCUAAUGUACGAACACAUGUGGCAAGUCCUGUUCAAGCGCGAAGGUAUUCUUCCGAUGCGUAAGAACGACUUUACCCUUCCUUUUUUUAUGCGGAACGAAGGCGAGGACUCGGUAUUUGGAAAUUUCGUGCUGGAGAGCAUUGCAAGAAAAAGCUUCACCAAAAGCAUGUUUGCAUAAUUGUACAAGAUACUGAAGAUCUUGACUAUAAUCACCACAUCCGCAACAAAAUUAGUGAUUAGAAAAAUUAUUGUGGUUCUUGUUGACGACGCUGUGACUGCCUGAGAGAUCUGAGCCAUAGCUUUGGGAUAGGACAAAGACAUCCGCUCGUCGUGAUUUGCUGAUUUUUUUCGCGCCGCUAGGUGGCUAGUAUUAUCUUCUAUCAAGAAAAUCUUCAACGCAUAGCAAAUAUACCUAUAGCUGCUACAACUCGCUCUCAUCAUUGUGGAUGCCACAGGCUGCUGUGAGUACGUUCGUACGUUUCAUCAACCAAGAGAAAGAGUUGUUCCCUACAAAGACCAC
This is a messenger RNA of Amoebophrya sp. A25, 2752 nucleotides long. Lineage: Eukaryota; Dinophyceae; Syndiniales; Amoebophryaceae. The record is from the annotation of a GenBank genome assembly.